GAUGCAUCGGUCCUGGGCACACUUCACAUGAUUAUUCAUCGUCACUCUCAACCCCUUGAAUGAGGUAGAGGUGGAAUUGGGUAGUUUGGAGGGAAUAGCUGCUUUGGUUUAAAUCAAGAUCACAACAAUCUCAGGAUACAACAGAAAGGAUAAUCAUACCAGAUGGAUUCCUCGAUGAUUGGGGACGGAUGAUAGAAUAAGCACAACAGUAAGACGGAUACUGCACACCAACAAGUCGCAUGAAAAGGUGACAUAAUUCCUACUACUGGUUAUUCAUGCGAAGAAUAACUUUGGGAUCAGUAACAUCAUAUUAGUAGCCAUGGGUAUGACCAAUUAAUGAAUUAACAAAAGUUGCAUCAUGAAGUUGUGAUGAGAUAGGAUAUGUACAUCAACUGAGUGUAUCAGUCUGUCCACAGUUUGUUACGUGGUCGGAUACUUCUGUAAGACAUAACAGCACUUUCAGGACACAAGGGAUAGAUGUGCUGAUGCUGUCUUGUAAAGGAAUAACUUCUUCAUUCAAUAUGCCUAAAUCUUUUGAAGAUGUUUCCAAAUGUCAUCCCUGACCUCCGAUAUGUAAUCACCAGAGGUCACCACACCAGCUCAACAUGGAGAAUGUCCACCAGAAUAUUAAUGGGACCGAACGUGAAAAACUUCUUGAGCAGUUACUGACAGUAGACUUGGAGGAUGUUGUCUAUGGUGCCUUACUUUCCAUUCUUGGUCUUCUCAUUGUGUCUGGGAACCUGCUCGUCAUCAUUGCCGUUAAUAAGAACAAGACCCUCCGAAACAAGAUGUAUGUGCUAAUUGUGAGCUUGGCCAUAGCUGACCUUUUAACUGGGUUAGUGCAUCCAUUGAAUGCCGUCACAUACUUUGUCAAAACACUCAAUCAGAGCAAACGAUUAUGUCUGAUUAUCGACUUUCUUGGCCUGGUACCUCUUUCGGCAUCAGUGCUUCAUCUUUGUGCCAUCUCCGUUGACCGAUUCAUUGCGAUCAACUUCUCAUUACAUUAUGAAAUGAUAAUGACGAGGCGGACCAUCGUGGUGACUUUACUCAUCUCUUGGGGGCUAUCAGUGAUCAUCGGUGCUAUCCCUGGCCUGGGUGUGAACACCUGGAACGCCCCACUCAUCCCUUGGUGUUACUGGCAGGACGUCAUAACACCAGAGUUCUUACUCUUCAUAGGAAUCGUGCUCAUUCUCGGCAGUGUGCUCAUGGUGACGUUAUACACCCAAAUAUUCAUCAUGGCAUGGAAACAGCACAAGAAGAUCUCCGUUGGGAAACGCAUCAUUGACCGUGAGAAACAUAAAGGCUGGCGACGGGACAUGAAAGCAGUUAAAGUCAUAGGUGUUGUUAUAGGUGUUUAUCUGACUUGCUGGUUACCUAGUGCCAUUAUGAUGGUCAGGGGCUACCUCCAGAUAGACAUUCCACGCUAUAUACGCAAUAUCGUGUUUAUCUUUGCGAUAGCCAAUAGUAUGAUGAAUCCGUUGAUUUAUGCGUGGGGAAACAAGACGAUGAGAAAGACUUUCAAAAGAAUUUUACACAUUCCUGAAAAACCCCAGUCAGAACAGGAAUAUACACCGAGGAAGAAUUACUCUGAUUUGGACAAUGUUCGAAACGGAAAUGUUUUAAAUCUUGAGAAGGUGGACGAUAGCUCAAUUAGCUGACACAUCGCUGAAAGCUCUGUGUGAGGGACGGCGAGGCCGCUGGAUCCUGAAUUAGCUUAUCAUUCUCAUUCAUAUCAGGGUAACUCGGCUAUAUAGACCAGUCAAUAAAUACACCGCACAACUACCACAUUUUCUAAACAGAUAGUGCUGCCAUCUCUGUAACAGUUGUGAUUCAAAUUACAGCUGCUUUUCCACGUGCCUCUUGCCGUGUAGAGAAAGGAACAGCAAUGUGUUUUGUUUGAGGUGUGGACAGGCUGAUCUACCACGAGCUGGCAUUGUGGGUAAUAGAUGACAUUUGUCACAUAUAUACAUAUCUAU
Lineus longissimus is the source of this 1976-nucleotide messenger RNA. RefSeq names its product adenosine receptor A3-like. Lineage: Eukaryota; Metazoa; Nemertea; Pilidiophora; Heteronemertea; Lineidae. The record is from RefSeq and is a predicted model, not a curated record. The transcript has 2 exons. Gene Ontology annotation, biological process: G protein-coupled receptor signaling pathway. Gene Ontology annotation, molecular function: G protein-coupled receptor activity. Bases 606 to 1658 code for a protein of 350 amino acids. Gene Ontology annotation, cellular component: membrane.